Nerophis ophidion (straightnose pipefish) is the source of this 1982-nucleotide messenger RNA. RefSeq names its product interleukin-10 receptor subunit beta-like. The record is from RefSeq and is a predicted model, not a curated record. Gene Ontology annotation, molecular function: protein binding. Lineage: Eukaryota; Metazoa; Chordata; Actinopteri; Syngnathiformes; Syngnathidae. The transcript has 7 exons. The coding region runs from base 118 to 1020 and encodes 300 amino acids.
GACUCGUUCAUGACUCGCCCCUCCCAACACCGCCUGUGGACCAGGAAAUACACGACUGAAAGCAAGUCUCUCUUCACGCCUUAUACACCGUUAGACUGAUGAAAGUCAUUCGUAGAUAUGUCCUCAAAUUCUUUGAAUACUGUCCUGGUGUUCUUGAUACUCAGUGGAAACCGAGUGGGUCUGGCGGUGCUCAACGCUCCAAGAAAUGUCCGUCUAACUUCCAUGAACAUGAAUUUGGUGCUGAGAUGGGAUUCACCUGAGAAUAAUACAAGUGGCAUUCUGUACACCACUGAGUACAAGACCUCUGUCGCAAUGUACCAUGUGGGUUGUGUCAACAUUUCAACCCUUGAAUGUGACUUCAGCAGCCUUAACACCCCCCUCAGUUUGUAUGGAAGGUAUACAGGCAGAGUGUGCGCACGGCGAGGGAUGGAAGUCUCUCCUUGGGUGGAAAGUAACAAUAUUACCAUGGACAAUGAUUCCAUAAUUGGGUCACCCAAUGUCCUGCUCUUUUCCAAUGGGGCUACAAUUGAAAUUGCCAUUAAAGAUCCAGCGUUUGCAGUCUCAGAACUCAGGGACGUCUACAGCAGUGCUACUUACAACAUCACUUACUGGAAAGAUGGCCAGAACGAAAAGGCAAUAAGUAUAAUCAAUGUACUGCAAAACAGAGUGGUUUUGAACAAACUGGACCCCAGCACGAAGUAUUGUGUUAAAGUCCAAAUCAAUGCAGAGGGGAACUCCAAGGUCAGCAAACCAAGCAGUACUGUUUGUGAGAGCACCACCACUGAAGCGGAAUCUCAAUGGGUGCCAGCAGUGGUCACGUUUUUCAUCGUGACCUUGACAGCAACUCUUGUGGGGAUUGCAGUGGUUUAUAGAAAAAUGAUUUCCCAUCUUCUUUGUCCACAAGAUGCUCUGCCUUCGCCUCUAUUGGCAACCUCCAACUCGUCCCACGACUGGGACAUGCAGAUCUCUCCCAAUCCUGAGGAGAUGUACAACUCAGUCAGAGUCAUUGCUGUUCAGUAGUCUAUGAAGUAAAAGAGAGGCCUUGGAAGAAGUGAGGACCAUCUUCUGCAGGAAGCGUGAUCCUAAAGUACCAUCCUUGUGAUAUGAUUUGUAGCGGCUCAAGGCACCACUAAAAAACCUUCUACACACCUGUCAAGAGACACACUAGUAUGCUACAUUUGGUUAAAAAGGCAGCAAGACAAAGCAUCAAACCGUUUCCACCCCUAAAAAGCUGAAGACUGCAGUGUGGGAACAUGUUGGUACUUAAAAAAGGACCAGGGAGUCAUUGACGUCGAUGGCUGACCCAUUUGCAAAACCUGCCAAAAGAAAGUUACUGCUAAAGGGUUUAAUACGUCCAAUAUGGUACAUUACACGCCAAAGUAAAGGAAAUACAUAAUAACUGAGUUAAUUUAUGUAAAUGGAAAGUUACUUCAUGAAGAAUUGAGUAGGUAAUGCGUUAAAUAUAAACAUGUUACAUGUCACUUCUGAUCAGUAUCUAAGUGUUGAGUCAGUUCAGUGUAAACAAACAGCAACAGGUAGUCCCAUCAAAAGGCUUCAUUCAGUGGCCAUUUAAUGUUAGAGAUUACUUCUUCCUAUCUGUUGAAUAAACUAUUUGCAUUUUAAAUUAAUAUAGCAAGUGUAAAACACUAACAUAAAAUAACAUCAGUUUGUACAAUACCAGCACUAUAACAUGGGAUCUAAUUAUGUGCAUUUCUGUUAUUAUUAUCACAGCAUAAAUGUAUUAUUUAAAAAUGAACAUAUAGGCGUAGAAGACAAUUGAUGACAUACAACACUUGGGUUUAUUACUCUUCACACGAGUAAAAUUUCCCUGUGGGGAUCAAUAAAGUGUAUUUUAUAUUAAGUGAUCAAUCUAUUUUAAUAAUAGUUGUUGUUUUUACUUUUUAUUUUGUACUGUUAAUAUUAAUAAUUUUUGUAUGGUUAUUUAUAUUAAUAAAUAACUGAUUAAAAUCUCUCAAAAUGUU